CGGCUGCCCACUGCCCGCCCCGUCCCUCCCCAAGCCGCCCCGCCGCCCUACCUCGACUCGGGAAGCCCGGGCCGCUCCGCCGAACGCCGCUGCCAGGCUGUCGUUGUAGAUGCUCGUGUGACGCUCCUUGGUGAAGAUACAGGUGCUGACCAUGUCACCACAGGGGCUCGCCGCGCUGCUCUGCAGAGAAGGGGACCAGCACCUCGCCCAGCAGGAGCUGCCCGCAGCCACGGCUUUCUAUGUGGCCGCCUUCAGCUGCAGUGCCCCCACGGCUCUGCAGAAAGUGAACUCCUUGGAGAAGGGGCUCUGGGAGAAAGUGAUAGCCACCUUGGAGAUGUGGUGCAGGGGUAAGAGCCAGAUUCCCAAGAUCCAGAGCAAGAACGUGGCCAUUGCGUCGCUCAGGGUGGAAAUAGCGGCUGUCUUUCUCUCCACCCUAAGUCCUGACAACGUGCUGUCCUCAGUAUAUAAACUGGAGGCCCUGCUCAGGCGAGGAUGCUCAGAGGAGGUGGUGAGCAAAUGCAACGUUCUGCUCAAGGCUCACCCAGAGUAUGCAGUAGAACUGCUGCUGCUGAGGGCGUUGGCAUGGGUGCUGUCGGGGACACAGGUUAGGAAGGGAGUUGCGGACUAUAUCCAAGUGUUUGUGAGACAUCAGGCUGAGGCAGUGGCUUAUGUGUGUACCAGGCAAAAGGAACACCUGCCACAGAUCAUCCAGGCCUUCUCUAAUUUUCUCUCAACGUAUCAGAAGGAAAGCCCAGAUGGCAGUUCCUUGGACCAGUGGCUGGGCAACUGCUAUGCCUUCUUGUCUGCAGUGGCACCGGGUGAUGUCUGGAUUUGCAGAGUGCAGGCAGCUUACCUCUUUAAGAAAAGCAAAUUUGAGGAGUGUGUGGCAGUUUGUAGCAAAGCCCUUAAGGGCUUGUCAGCGGAUAGUAGUCUGAGAGAUGAGAAAAUGCUGGGUCUGCUCUUGGAACGGGCUGCCGCAUGUUUCUUCUUGGGUGGCCGGAUGCAGGAAAUGAUGCAGGAUUUAGCAGAAGCCUUUGCAGCAACCCCUGACCUGGCAAUGAAGCACUUUGAAGAGCUUUUCUCACCACCUGACACUGAGAAGAUAGAAGAACAGGCUAGAACUGUCCUGGAAGUGAAGUUUGCAGCAUACAGGGAGGCUGUGCGUGCUCAGACCGAACUCAGAAGCAAUCGUUGUACUGAACUGCUCCCUUCUGUAAUCCAGACGGUCCUGUUCCUCCUGCAUAUCUCCCCGGGGUCCAAACGUGAGCUCAGCGUCCGGCUGGCAGACUGCCAUCUCCUGCAUGGACACAUCAGAGCUGCUUUGGAGAUCUGUGACCAGCUCCUGGCAGCGGAGCAGAAAACUUAUUACAAUACUCUCCUAGCACUGCGAGGAUUCUGCGCCCUCCAUACUCAUGAUCAUCAGCAGGCCCUGCAGGACUUUCAAAAGGUCAUUGAGCAUGAGUCCCCACAUCCUAACAGCUGCAUUAAAGCCUUGUGUGGCCGUGGGCUUAUCCGGAUUUCUGGUGGCAGCCAUUACUUGACAGCCCUGGAUUAUAUCACAGCUUGCCAGUUAAAGCUAGAAGAAACCAUCUUCACCAUCAAGGCCUAUGUGCCAUGGAACCAAAGAGGACUGCUGCUAAAGGUUCUCCAGGAAGAGGGACAGAAGAUGCUCCAGAAGAAGAGGGAUGCCCUUGGGGUUUACCAGCUGGCUUCUCUCUUGAUGGAACUGGAUCCUUCUGAUGAAGCAUCACGGAUCCUUUGUGCUGAUGCUCUGUACCAGAUGGGCUGGGUAGAAGAAGCUCACAAGCUGCUCUCACUGGCACUCUCCAGAAAUCCACAAAGAUCUCCCAUCCUGGCUAGACUUGCACUUCUGCAAUUUAAGAAAGGUUUCAUGUAUGAUGGCAAUCAGCUGCUAAAGAAAGUGAUCAAAAUUGGGGAUACCUCCUGCCUCCUGCCAAUCAUGGACAUUUUCAAGGAUGAAGAUCGGAAGCUGAUGCAAACUCACUGCCGUUCCAGGGCACUGACCAUCUUGAAGAACAAACGGGAAGAUGCUGACAUAAAAGAGGCCAUUGCUUAUCUUUCUUUUGCCAUCAUUGCUUCAGGUGGCUAUGCUGAAGAUUGCCUUCUCAUCAGGGCUCAAUGUUACGGGCACCUCGGUCAGAAGAAAACUGCUAUUUUUGAUUUUAAUGCUGUCUUAAAGGAGGACCCUGGCAAUGUGCAUGCUCUCAGUGGACGAGGCUUAAUUUACUUUGCUCUGAAGCAGCAGAAGGAGGCAGUGCAAGAUUUGAUCCUGGCGCUGAAGGCAGAGGCAGGAAUGGUAAUCCCAGCAAUCCUGUCUUUAAAGCACGAAGCCCAAGAGCUGAUCGCUCAGUGGCUCCUUCAGCACGGCAGGACUGUGCUAACUGAGCUUGUUGCUACUAAAGACUCUUCAAAGGAAGAAAGAACCCUCAGGGACCUUCUUGUGAUUGCAGGAGCACUAAUAAAAAUUUGCAACAAGGCACAAUAUCACACCUUCUAUACAGAUGUUUUGAUUGUAAAUGGAAGGUAUGAAGAGGCCCUUGUUCACCUUCAGGAGGCAUUUGGCCACUCCCCCACCGAUGAGCUGGCCAGUGCAAGACUGGCUGUGUUGCAGCUGAAGAAGAGGAACGUGCCAGCGGCUGCUCACUCCUUCAGCAUCCUAGCUAAGAAAGAUGAAAGGGAGCUGGAGUUUCUGCUGAACUUUGUAGAUGCUAAGCAACAGCAGCAUCUCUCUCAGGUAGCAGCCCAAGAAGGAAAUGUUCUGAUUAAAGGAUAUCACUAUAAGAAGGCUCUUGGUUACUUUACCCUGGCUAUCUUGACAAGCAAAGAUAACGCGAGAUACCUCCGACAGAGGGCUGCUUGCUUUAUGCACCUGAAAAAAUAUGACAAAGCUUUAAAAGAUAUGGAGAAAGUGAUUGAGAAGCAUGGCUGUAACAGUCUUAGAACACGAGUUCAGGACCACUGCUCAAAAGGACGCCUGCUAUUGUCAGUGUCAGAGGAAGAAGCAGCAGUUCAACAGUAUAUUGAGGCACUGCAAUUGGAUGAAUCCACGGCAUUGUGCAGCAUCAUGAACGGCUCUGGUAGUGAACAUUUAGCAAAAACUUUUCAUAAGAUUGCACAAUGCAGUUUUGAAAUGCAGCAUUAUGAAGAGGCCUGGAAAAUCACAGAUUAUGGCCUUAAAAUUGAUCGAAAUAAUCCUGAACUUAAGAGGCUGAAAACAAGACUCAAGCGAGAGGCAUCAGGCUGUAGCAUACAUUAAUGUGUCUGUCUGGGGAUUUUCCAGUGACUGAUUGUUUUCUUGUUUGUUUGUGAGGCUGGAAGAAUAAGGGAAGGACAAGAUGCUCAUGAUAAAUAUGCAACAGAACAUGGCACUGAACAUGGCACAGCAAGACUAGAAGUAAAUAAUAUCAGAGUGAAACAAAACUGACCAACAGAGCUGAUAAGAACAAGGCAAAUGGCAUUAUUCAAUAUUCUUUACAAUUAUUGUGGAAGUAAGUAAGCUCCACUUUGUGAGGAAUAUCUGGCUAAACUGAAUAAUUGAUUCCCUAACACCUUGGUUCCAGCCACAGUGAAGGAAAACAUUCAAGUAGCUUGCAGUUGAUGAAGUAACAACGUGUUUCCUUGCUAUUUAUUUGAUUACCUUUAAUGCAUACUGUUCAGCUAAAUAGCUUUAUUUUGUGGGCCAAAAAAGGUCACUCAAAACUAACAUUUGUAACGUGUUUUUAAGUUUGUGAAGCAUCCUGUGUUACACCACUCAGCUCCCCCACUCCUGAAUGGAAGUGCCAUUUUUGAAUGGAAUUGCAAUAACCAGCGGCAAUAUAAGGGAGCGGGGCGGUACGGACGCAAAGCAGAGUGUUCUUCUGUCCCAGGCAACAUAGGUAAAAUGAGGGGUGAGAUCCAACAGAGACGAAACAUCCAACCUAGUGACUAAUACUCUGUUUUCUGGGGGACAGAGGCAGCUGUACUACAGGUAAGAAUGGGUUUCUUUCACAGUCAAGAAAAGUUACUCUGAUUCUAAUCCUGGUGACACUGAUGAGCACUUCUUGCUCCUAAAUGGCACCAAAAUGCUAUAGGAAAGUUUCUUUCUCAGCUUGAAAUCAAAAAGAGAAGACAACAAUAGACCUCUGGAUUAACAGCCUCUCUGCUGAGAAAAGCAGUUCCAACUUUCUGAAUUCUAGUAUGUAAUUCACAGUGAAUGGAGAUACUCUUUAAAAUCCAGGUCUUUACAUUAUGUAUAGCUAGGAUACUUAGUUUUCUUCCCUUUCCUUUUACACCCAAAGCUUUCUGUGCUUCUUUUGUGACGGAAAACAAAAUUGGGGAACAGCCUUCCUCAGAUCACCUGAUAGUCCUGGAAAGAACAGGGAAGACGAUGCAGUUGUCCUGCUCCCCCGAAUAAUAUUCCAUCCACUGGCCCAAGUUAGGAAGCUUGGGGUUUUUUUGGCAUGCUUUAUUUUCUUAAGUGAUAUGCUCUACUUUGCACUUAGAAUAGGCUGCAUUCAAUGCCUCUGUAGCAUUUUUUUCUUUAAAGACAGGGGCCAGAUUCACUCCUGAAAGAUUGCUAUAGAGUUACACUGAGGAAAAAUUUGUUUUCAGCCUGAAUAGCCUAAAAGUGCUAUUUCUUCAAGCACUAGGAAGGCAUAUCACUUCUUAUCUGUUAGUCAUGGUCUAGAUUAAUGGCUGCUUCUCUCUGCGGAUCCAAACUGUUCUCAUCAGCAUUUUUAUUUGUUUCUUUUAUCUUCUUUGUCCUCUUUCUGUGCACAUUAAACUACUGUGAUCAAAGUCCUUA
Messenger RNA from Numida meleagris (helmeted guineafowl), 4804 nucleotides. It is a transcript of the gene TTC34, whose product is annotated as tetratricopeptide repeat domain 34. The transcript is spliced from 8 exons. The record is from RefSeq and is a predicted model, not a curated record. Lineage: Eukaryota; Metazoa; Chordata; Aves; Galliformes; Numididae. Bases 152 to 3277 code for a protein of 1041 amino acids. Gene Ontology annotation, molecular function: protein binding.